Molecule: messenger RNA, 747 nt
Organism: Lepus europaeus (European hare)
Lineage: Eukaryota; Metazoa; Chordata; Mammalia; Lagomorpha; Leporidae
Product: olfactory receptor 7A10-like
Exons: 2
Coding region: 1-747 (248 amino acids)
Biological process (GO): G protein-coupled receptor signaling pathway
Cellular component (GO): membrane
Molecular function (GO): G protein-coupled receptor activity; olfactory receptor activity
Source: RefSeq, a predicted model, not a curated record
AUGUACUUGGUCACUAUGGCUGGGAACCUGCUCAUCAUCCUGGCCAUCCUCUCAGACACCCACCUCCACAUACCCAUGUACUUCUUCCUCUCCAACCUGUCUCUGGUGGAUGUCUGCUUCACCUCCACAACCAUCUCCAAGAUGCUGUUGAACAUCCAGAUGCAGAGCAAAGCCAUCACCUACUUAGGCUGGAUCACCCAGAUGUUGUUCUUCCUGCUUUUUGCAGAGCUGGACAAUUUUCUCCUGGCCAUGAUGGCCUGUGACAGGUUCAUGGCCAUCUGUCACCCUCUGCACUACAUGGUCAUCAUGAAACCCCAGCUCUGUGUGCAACUGGUCCUGGUGUGCUGGGUCAUCAGUGUCCUGCAUGCCUUGUUACAAAUCCUACUGCUGCUGUGGCUGUCCUACUGUGUACCCCUGGAAAUCCAUCACUUUUUCUGUGAACUGAAUAAGGUGGCCCAUCUUGCCUGUUCUGACACUUUACAUGGUCAUAUACUUCACACCUGUGCUGCUUCUAUUGGUUCACUGGCUGGGAUGCUGUACUCCUACUCUAAGAUCAUCUCCUCCAUCCGUGCAAUCUCCUCUGCUCAGGGGAAGGAUAAAACAUUCUCCACCUGUGCCUCUCACCUGUCCAUUGUCUUCUUAUUCUAUUGCACAGGUCUAGGUGUCUACCUCACUUCAGCUGUUACCCACAACUCACACUCACCUGCCAUGGCCUCAGUGAUGUACACCGUGGUCACCCCAUGCUGA